This is a messenger RNA of Notolabrus celidotus (New Zealand spotty), 6161 nucleotides long. RefSeq names its product CSC1-like protein 2. The transcript is spliced from 22 exons. The record is from RefSeq and is a predicted model, not a curated record. Gene Ontology annotation, cellular component: plasma membrane. Gene Ontology annotation, molecular function: calcium-activated cation channel activity; nucleic acid binding. NCBI's taxonomy places the organism in Eukaryota, Metazoa, Chordata, Actinopteri, Labriformes, Labridae. The coding region runs from base 26 to 2533 and encodes 835 amino acids.
UCUCUGCAAGGAUGUGGGAGUGAGCAUGCUCAAAGCCCUGAUCGUUACCAUGGCGAUGUAUGGCGGCGGCGGCGGCCAGGCUUGUAGCGGGCAGGAGAACUGCUCCAGCGAGUCCAAAGACUACUGCUACUCGGCCCGCAUCCGCAGCACGGUGCUGCAGGGUCUGCCGUUCGGAGGAGUGCCCACUGUGCUCGCCCUCGACUUCAUGUGCUUCCUGGUGCUACUCUUCGUCUUCUCCAUCCUGAGAAAGGUGGCGUGGGACUAUGGACGCCUGGCGCUGGUCACUGACGCUGACAGCGUUGCCUCGGCGAUGCACUCAGAGACGCCGGACCGCUACGAACGCCUGACCUCCGUCUCCAGCUCAGUGGACUUUGAACAGAGAGACAACGGCUUCUGCUCGUGGCUGACGGCGAUCUUCAGAAUAAAGGAUGAAGAGAUCAGGGAGAAGUGUGGCGAGGAUGCCGUUCACUAUCUCUCCUUCCAGCGUCACAUCAUCGGCCUGCUGGUCGUGGUCGGCGUUCUCUCUGUCGGCAUCGUCCUGCCCGUCAACUUCUCUGGAGAUCUGCUGGAAAACAACGCCUACAGCUUCGGACGGACCACGAUAGCCAAUCUGAAGUCCGGGACCAACCUGCUGUGGCUCCACACCGUGUUCGCCUUCAUGUACCUGCUCCUGACGGUCUACAGCAUGAGGAGACACACGUCCAAGAUGCACUACAAGGAGGACGACCUGGUGAAGCGCACUUUAUUCAUCAACGGCAUCUCCAAGUACGCCGAGGAGACCCAGAUCAAACAGCACUUUGAGCAGGCGUACGAGAACUGCACGGUGCUGGAGGCUCGGAUCUGCUACAACGUGGCCAAACUGAUGUCUCUGAACGCCGAGAGGAAGAAGACGGAGCGCAGUAAGAAGUUCUUCACUGACCUGAUGGCGAAGGAACACGUCCCCACCAUGAUCAACCCCAAACCGUGCGGACACCUCUGCUGCUGCGCCAUCACCGGCUGUGAGGAGGAGGAGGCGGUCAGCUUCUACACCAAGAGAGAGUCCAAACUGAAGGAGGAGUACAGGAAGGAGAAGGAGAAGGUCCACACAAAGCCGCUCGGCAUGGCCUUCGUCACCUUCCAGAACGAGUCCAUGACCGCCAUUAUUUUGAAGGACUUUAACGCGUGUCAGGUUCAGGGCUGUCGGUGUCGUCAGGAGCCUCGCUCCUCUCAGUUCAGCGAGUCUCUCCACGUUCACAACUGGAGCGUUUCGUACGCGCCCGACCCGCAGAACGUCCGCUGGGAGCACCUGUCUCUGGGAGGGAUCUCCUGGUGGAUCCGCUGUUUCAUCAUCAACUGUAUCCUCUUCCUCCUGCUCUUCUUCCUCACCACGCCCGCCAUCAUCAUCUCCACCAUGGACAAGUUCAACGUCACCAAGCCGGUCGAGUACCUCAACAACCCCAUCGUCACUCAGUUCUUCCCCACUCUGCUGCUCUGGGCGUUCUCCGCUCUGCUGCCGACCAUCGUGUACUACUCGGCCUUCUUUGAGGCUCACUGGACCAGGUCUGGAGAGAACAGAACAACGAUGCAUAAAUGCUACACCUUCCUGAUCUUCAUGGUCCUGCUGCUGCCGUCUCUGGGACUGAGCAGCCUGGACGUUUUCUUCCGCUGGCUGUUCGAUAAGAAGUUCUUGGCUGAUGCUAAAGUCCGAUUUGAGUGUGUCUUCCUGCCGGAUAACGGAGCGUUCUUCGUGAACUACGUCAUCGCCUCUGCGUUCAUCGGUAACGCCAUGGACCUGCUGAGGAUCCCCGGUCUGCUCAUGUACAUGAUCCGCCUGUGCCUCGCUCGCUCUGCAGCGGACCGCCGCAACGUCAAGAGGCAUCAGGCCUACGAGUUUCAGUUCGGAGCGGCGUACGCCUGGAUGAUGAACGUCUUCACGGUGGUCAUGGCCUACAGCAUCACCUGCCCCAUCAUCGUCCCCUUCGGUCUGAUGUACAUGCUGCUGAAACACCUGGUUGACCGGUACAACAUGUACUACGCCUACCUGCCCUCCAAGCUGGACAAGAAGAUCCACUCGGGCGCCGUCACUCAGGUGGUGGCCGCUCCCAUCCUCUGCCUCUUCUGGCUGCUCUUCUUCUCCACCGUACGCACAGGUUUUCAGACUCCGACCUCCAUGUUCACUCUGGUGGUCCUGGUCGUCACCAUCGUGGUCUGUCUGUCUCACGUCUGCUUCGGACACUUCAAGUACCUCAGCGCGCACAACUACAAGAUCGACACCAAGGAGGCCGACGUGGAGGCUGUGGAGAACGGACGUCCAGUUCGCCCCACAUCCUCUCCCACCAUCAAGUCUCAGCAGCAGCAGCAGCAGCAGCAGCAGCAGAUGUACAUCGCUCAGGUUCUGCAGGACCCAAACUCAGACGAGCCCGGCGGGGGGAGCGGCGAGGAGGACCGGGGCUCGUCCCAGGACGAGGAGAUGUUGAACGGGGGGAACAGCAUCAACGAGGCGGAUUUUCAGUCAGGGGAGGACAGUCUGAUAGCAAACGAGGUCCACCAGUAGCAGGGGGUGGAGCCAGAGGGAGAGGGAGGAGCAUGAGGGUCGUCGCUCACGCAACAGUGAAAAAAAAGCUGACUGGAGAAUCACUACACAUCCAAACACACAUAGAGCUAGUAUGACACAGUUAGCUCCUCCCCCUCCCCGCUCGAAGACUUGAUCCUGACCUCCGACGCCGGCGCCGGGUCGCCAACAUUCAGUCCCUGCACGCCUGUGGAGACCUGAUGGACGUGAGACCGUCUCCACAGGACUCACUGUACAUAACCACAAAGCCAAAAGUUCUCUUGUGUUUUUUUCUGGGGGUGGGGGGGCGGGUUGAAAAUUCGUGCCUGGGCUGGAUUUCGUUUGUUCGCGCUCGUGUCUUGACUCCUGACGGGUCGCAGGAACUCGACCUGUUUCGGGGUCAACGCUGACAUCCUCCCACAUCAGAGUGCCGAACAUCUCGCCACCCGCCAGCUCUCGUAGUGGUAGAAAGCCUCGCUUACGCAGACGCACCGCAGACCCCCUCCCCUGUUAGCCGGUCUCGGUUCUCGUUUGGUGGACUCGUGGACUCGUGGAUGUUUUUGGUUUUUCGACACAUCACCUGGAAGUUUGGGGAUUUUCUUUGACCUGCUGAGCUUCGCUGCAUGUUCAGAGUCCUGUCCGGAUCAAUGACGUCGUCCCUUUCAGAUGAUGUCAUCAGUGACAGGCUUAAGCGGCCAAUGACAUCGGCCCUGAUCCCAGCAGCCCCUCCUCCCACCUUUAAGCUGGGCCGCCCCGGAUCCAACGCGAACCCUCCCCUGGUUUUGAUUUCACCUGAACUACCUUAACUCCUGACCACGGGGACCAGAGGGGACGGGGACGUUUGUGUCUGUGUAGGUUUAGCCUCAGAGCUGGUUUCAUCCAUGGACUUGGACUCUGGGGGGACGUCCCCCCAUCCCAGCAGCAGCAGAACCCGCGAGUUAGAGCCGGGUAGACGUCUGGACGGUCUACCCUCAUCGCCUGAACCUGAAGCUGUCAGGAUCCUCAAGGGAACAGUGUGUGUGUGUGUGUAUAUGUGUGUGUGUGAGUGUGAGUGUGAGUGUGUGUGUGUGUGUGCGUGCGUGUGUGUGUGUGUGUGCGUGAGUAUGAGUGUGUGUGUGUGUGUGUGUGUGCGUGAGUGAGUAUGAGCGUGAGUGUGUGUGUGUGUGUGUGUGAGUGUGUGUACUGGUGAGUGUGUGAGUGCGUGUGUGUGUGUGUGAGUGCUUGUGUGAGAUCUUGUACAAGUGCGUGUGUAUUUGCGUGUGUGUGUGUGUACUGAAGUGUGUGAGUGCGUGUGUGUGUGCGUGCGUUUGUGUGUGUGCGUGUGUGUGUGAGUGUGGGUGUGUGUGAGUGUGUGUGUGUGUGAGUGUGUGUGUGUGAGGGUGAGUGUGUGUGUGUGUGUGUGAGAGUGUGUGUGUGAGUGUGUGUGUGUGAGUGUGAGAGUGUGUAUGUGUGUGAGGGUGUGUGUGGGUGGGUGAGAGUGUAUAUGUGUGUGUGUGAGUGUGUGUGUGUGAGGGUGAGUGUGUGUGUGUGUGUAUGUGUAUGUGUGUGUAUAUGUGUAUGUGUGUGUAUAUGUGUGUGUGUGUGAGUGUGUGUGUGUGUGUGUGUGUAUGUGGGUGAGAGUGUGUAUGUGUGUGUGUGUGAGUGUGUGUGGCUGGGUGAGAGUGUGUAUGUGUGUGUGUGUGUGAGUGUGUGUGUGUGUGUGUGUGUGUGUGUGUGUGUGUGUGGGGACACAGAGCUGGACUAUGAAAGCUGUGGCCUGCAGGUCACACGCCGGAGAAGCGUCUGUGUCCUCUUGAGGACGUGUCCUUGAGUCCGUCUCCUCCAGCGGGCGUCUGCUGGUCUGAUUGUAUGUACCUGAACCUGAACCUGAACCUGAACCAGAAGGAUCUUGAUCUGAGGUCUGACCCUGAGACCGGAGGAUCAGCUCAGCAGCUCUCCACCCUCAGCUCUUUGUAGUCUGCAUCAUAGGUGACCCUGAAACCAGAUCAAGUAUUCCGGUCUAACCUCCUCCUGAUCAAGGAUCUGGUGUGUGUGGGGAUAACUUUGAUCCAAGACCUCAGACUGAUCCUGAUCCAGCUAACCCUAACACUAACCCUGAUCAGGUCUUUGUGUGAAAUAAACACCUGACACACAGACUUCAGUCUGUGAGACAGAACCAUGAUAUGAACCAUACGAGCUCUGAAGUCCUCCUCACAGGGACUGAUCCAUGUUCUGGUCUUCAGUCUCCUGGACCUCGUCAGAUUAGGAAACGUCCCUCACAUGAUGGACUUCAGCUUGAUUUUAUCACGGGACCCUGAGACAGAAUGAGGUCACUGUGAGGUCAGAUCAAGGUCAAGGUGAGAUCACAGUGAGGUCACAGUAGGUUCAGAGUGAGGUCAGAGGUCACUGUGAGGUCUGAGGUCACAUUUAGGUCAGAUUGAGGUCACACUGAGGUCUUAGGCCAGAUUGAGGAGACACUAUGGUCUCACUGAGGUCUUAGGUCUGAUUGACCUCGAUCUGACCACUGCUCUCAGUCAGAGGUCAGAUCGAGGUCAACGUGAGAUCACAGUGAGGUCACAGUAAGUUCAGAGUGAGGUCAGAGGUCACAGUGAGCUCAGAGGUCACAGUGAGGUCUGAGGUCACAUUGAGGUCACAUUUAGGUCAGAUUGAGGUCACACUGAGGUCUUGGGCCAGAUUGAGGAGACACUAUGGUCUCACUGAGGUCUUAGGUCAACGUGAGAACACAGUGAGGUCACAGUAAGUUCAGAGUGAGGUCAGAGGUCACAGUGAGGUCAGAGAUCAAAUUGGGGUGACACUGAAGUCUCACUGAGUUCUUAGGUCACAUUUAGGUUACGCUGAGGUCAGAUCGAGGUCACACUGAGGUCAUACUAAGGUCACACUGAGGUAACACUAAGGUCACACUUUGGUCACACUAAGGUCACACUGAGGUCACACUAAGGUCACACUUUGGUCACACUAAGGUCACACUGAGGUCACACUAAGGUCACACUGAGGUCAGAUUGAGGUCACACUGAGGUCACACUGAGGUCAUAUUGAGGUCACACUGAGGUCACACUGAGGUCACACUGAGGUCACAUUGAGGUCACAGAGCUUCGUGGUGGUUCAGGUGUCUGUAUUUGAUUCAGGUGACGAGCUGAGGGCAGACCUGAGGGCUGAGAGCUGCUGCGUUCACUGACCUCUCUGGGUGCAGUAAAGUGAAGAUGCCCAUGAUGAUGAUGAUGAUGAUGAUGAUGAUAUUUUUGUAACCUGCUGACUGAAGUAUUUGAUACUGACGAGUGAAACACAAACGUGGAGACGCUGUGACCAUAACGACGACGACGCUGAUGUAAAGUGUAACUACAGUUUUUAUUAAUCAGACGCUGCUUCUUGCUUUUCUUAGUUUUUUAAAUCGUCUCUGAAGGAAGAGAGGACGGAGAGAGAGACGAGGCUCUGGAGAAGAGAACCGUGUAAAAUAUAACCCGUGUAAAUAACCAUGAGCUGCACCGUGGUCGUGGAGGCGAGCUGACGGCGCCUCGCUCCUCUCACCUUUUAAUUUAUUGCUGUGACUCUAUUUAUUUUUACUUCAGGUCGUCUGUACAGUGAAACAUUUGUCCUAUUUAUGUUACUGAUCAAUAAAAUGGCUUCAUCUGUA